Molecule: messenger RNA, 1415 nt
Organism: Ruditapes philippinarum (Manila clam)
Lineage: Eukaryota; Metazoa; Mollusca; Bivalvia; Venerida; Veneridae
Product: coiled-coil domain-containing protein 69-like
Exons: 11
Coding region: 82-1374 (430 amino acids)
Source: RefSeq, a predicted model, not a curated record
CGUCAUAGCAGCGUAUGACGUUAUUACGCUUAGCAAUAACUUUAUGUUACUUAGAGAAUUAAAGAUGCCAAAGAUGUUGUGAUGGAUAAAAAAGGAUUUGAAGGAGAAAACUCCUUCCGCAACAUGUUUCAUAGAAAAAAGAAGGAUAAAAGCUAUCUGUUGACUGCGCUGAAACAGUUGACAAUAGCAACAGAAGAGCAGGUUUCUGUUAUAAAAUCUCUGACAGAUCAGAACAAGAUUUAUCAAGAUUGGCACCAAGUACAAGAGACAUUACUCAGUAAAGCAGCUGAACUGCAGAAGUUGAAAGAUCAAAACGAAACCCUCCAAGAAAACUUGGUUACAACACUUGAAAGGUUAGAAAAAGCCAAGGAAGAGAUUUUUGCUAAAGAAGAACGAGAACAACACUUUGAAGAAGCCAACAAUAAACUCUCCGAAGAUCUAAAAUUAAGCGCAAGAAAUUUAGCAGAAACACAAACGCAGCUUGCUCUUUAUCAAGAAAGAUUUAAAUACGCCGACGAAGAAAAUAAAGCUCUCAAAACAACCUCCGAAAAGUACAAAGUUGAGCUCGAGGCGAUAAAGUCAGAAUUUGUUGACGAGCAUAUGAAGUCAAAGCUCCUUGAGCAGGAGGUCGUUUAUCACACAGAAAUGAUGGAGUUCAAUAAUAAAGCACGUUUAGAGAUGACGAGGCAACUUGAAGACAUGCGCGAAACCAUGCGCAAAGAACGGAUAGGAGCAAUCAGUACAGAAUUAAGUAUCGACGCUGAAAAUGAAUGCCUGAAGUUUGACGUCCAUUCUCUUUCAAAAGAGAUAAAGAAAUUGUCAGAACAGUUGACCACAAUACAACAUGAGAAAGUUCUGAUGAUGUCAUAUUAUACAAGACAGCUGAAUGAGAGGGCAACUGUAUCCCACCAAGAUAACGAACUCCGUGCAGCACGUGCAAUUACAAUUAACACAACAGAUGGAUGCUUGAGUCUUGGCAGCACAAAAAUGGCAGAAGAAAUGCACCCUGACGUCCCAGAAAACAUUACUUUAAAAAAUAAGCUAAUGGAUCUAGAAAACAAACUGUUCCGUCGUGAACAAUUGAUAGAAGAGUUGGUUGCUAACAUCAAAGACAAAGAUCCAGAUUUCAACAUUCAGAAUGACCCAAACCUUAAAAUUUAUCUUGAUGCUAGCUCAUCACAGAUCAGUUUAGAGGCUGGUGGUGUACAGUGUAAUAAUUCCAGUAACCAGACAUUGCAUCGAGCCAGGAACCACCAUACAAAAAACAACAGCGCCAGUCGCCGGCUAGCAGAUAAAGAGUUAUGUAACACCAGCAAGGAGAUUAAAAGACACAAAAGUUAUAUUAACAAUCAUCAAUUGCUUAUUGUCAAAUAAAACAUAAAACAGAAUUGGAACAGAAUAAACUUUAAAGUUAA